AUGACCAGCAAGCUCGUUUCCAAGGUUCUCACUAGUGGGCAAGCCCGCAAAAGCUUUGUGGAUAUAGCGGAAAGUGCAAGAAUAGCUGGAAUGUCUCCCCCAGGUGCUGAGAAUCCCGACGGUGUAUCUCCUCACUUGUCCGAAAAUGAGAAAUGUGGAAAAGGUGGAGAUAAGGAAGACUGUUCUUCUGGUAUCUGUGCCGACAACUACGAUAAUCAUCUCCUGAUAAUAUUUGAUGACGAAGAAGAAAAAGCAAAGGAACAUAAAGAACAAUAUUGGUGCGUAUCAGAAGACAUAGUCACAGAUCAGCCUUUUAUUUCUCUUAAUCAAAGAACAAAUGAGCCCAUAGUUGCGAAUGUGUUCAUGCAAAGUCGGGAUGAAAGACCAAGUAUUAUAUUGGAUGAAGAAAAUGUAGAGAAGAACCAAACACAAGCUCUUAGCCCUAACCUUCAGCCUUCAGUUGCAGAAAUAAAGUUCCUUGAUGGGGAAAAGAAUCUCAACAGUCCACUCACACCUAGUGCCAAGCUAUCUAAAUCCCUCUUCAGUUCUGUGGACAAAAAAAAGAAAAGGGAUAUCUCCUUUGAGGGCAUAAAUGAAUAUGAGGCUAUUUUGUCUUUGGCUGCGAGAGACUCCGUUGUCGUUGAUGACUCAAAAACCAAACAUGGGAUUUGGAAGAAAAAUCCAGAAAACCUCAAGCGUGAAAUCAAGGGUUCAAAGUCCAGCUUUCUUAGUUGGUUUCAGAGGCUGAAAUCUUCUGACAAGCACUUUGAUGGUGAUAGUUUGGUGCCAGGCCGUGAUCAUGUGCACGAUUCGUGGAACCCAAACCAUGGUCCUGAUUUGUAUCUCGGCACAAUUGACUCGAAUGACCUCUUGCGCUUUCAAGAAUUGGCGCAGCAUACAAAAAUCAAAUUCAGGUCAAACCAGCCUUUUGAAUCUUCAAUUGAAACCUUUGAGAGGCCAGUACCACUCUCAUGUACUCAGGAACAAGGCAGCCGUAUCAAUUCUGACGAUCUUGAAAGAAAAACAAGCAAUAGGUCCUUCGCACAUGAAACACCUGGCUUGGAGGCACUUUAUUUGACGGAUGAAAUGUGGCCCAUUUUUCAUGUGUGUGGUUCAACGAGUUCAAGUAAAAAUAGAAAAGCUACUCGCCUGCUAACUCUUCGAGGAUCUCUUAUUUCCAAACCCAUUCCAUUAUCACUUUUUUGUGAUGAAGGGGUUUCUGAAGAGGGUGAAUUUGCUGUCACUGAAGAUUCUUGUACGGAUGGCACCAAUUCAGACAGAAUGUCAUUUGGAAGUGAAAUAUGGGAUCCUCAGAAGAUUCCACGUUUUAUUAAUGGUGACAGCCCUCGUCUGGACCCGAAUGGGACUCUCCAUGAAGAAUCUAAAAAUGAACUUGCGAGCUCCCCCCAUUGUGCAUCCAGAACCAAUGACUGCAAAACUAGUGAUAUUACACAACGCAGGUCGUACAGAACGUUCUUGCGGCCUCUAUCAUUAGUUCCAAGUUGCUUGAGUAUCUCAGGGAUUUAUGAUUCAGAUGAAUGUCAUCAAAAUGCACCGCUCGGCUAUAUCACAGACGAAGGCUUACUUUUGCAACCAAUUCGUUGCGACUCUCAGUUUGAGACGCAUUCGAAUUGUGAAGCAAAUUCCUCUGUUUCCAAAGGAGGGUAUUUAAAGGAGCUCAAACUUGUCAAAAAAAAUCUCUGUGGAAGCCCCAGAGAUGUAAAAGAGUGUAAUUCGGAACCCACAGUGGAUGGAGAACCACAAGUACCUCACGAAGCACAAACUUCUAACUCGCCUGUCAGUCUGCCUGCCCCUUGCAAUGAUGCCUCUCUGGCUCUAUGCAUUACAAAGACAGAUCAAACCAUCCCAAAAGAAGUAAUUGAGAAGAUGAAUCCCGAAGCUUAUCAAACAGAAGAUUGCUUUAAUCAUUACACAUCAGAUCCCAUUUCCAAGAUCGGGCAAUUCUUCCAAAAGAACAAAAAUUCUAGGCCAAACACGGAUAUUAAGACAUCAAAAACCCCUUCAGGCGUAUGUGAUAAGAGACAUACAUCAGUUAAGCCCUUGUGGAUUGCGCUUCAACUUGACUCCGAAUGUCGAGAAAUGAGAUUGAAAUUUGUGAGAGGUGAAGAUAUAUAUCUUUUCUCGCACGCUUUUCAAGUGCUUCGUGCUACUUUUGAAUUUAGCGACAAUACACUCGAGCUAGCAAAUAAUCAUGCUUUGGAAAGCAGCGUUGAAUCCAAUUCUGAGCAUGGACUCACACAAGUGAAGACAGAGACCAAAAGACCAUUCCUUAAGCCCAUAAAAAUUACUCGAAAGUUCGUUUCCUUGGAUAAUUCCAACUCUUCGGAACAAUUUGUGGCUCCAUUUCAUUAUAAGAGAUUUAGACAAUCCGUUUCUGGUCAGGAUAAAAGAUGCAUGGAUAAGAAAUUAUGGGCCAACAUUAUUUUUUGUCGCCAAAAGGUGGCUGAAUUUAGAUUGCUACCAGUCUAUGAUAGCCACACGCAAGCACUUGAUAGCUUCCGCGAGUGCUUCAAAUUUUGUCGAGAAAAUUAUGCGGUCGUGGCUAGAAAACAGAUCUUGGAGUAUGUGACUCACUUGAUCGAGACAAGAAACGAGAUUUUAUCCAUUUUCGAACUUUUAGUGGAUGUUGGUUAUGGAUAUACCACCCUUCUUGACUUUCUCGUCCAUACCCCCGAGUCAACAGAAUCUUUGCAUGAGGCUCAGAGUCGGUUAACAAAGUUGUUAGCUACACUUACAAGUACUUGUGCCCGCUUGAAUGAGGUUCAUCUUUCGAUUGCAUACAUGAAAGAAGACUUCACCAGAUACGUUAGCACAAUGGUCGACCUCGCACAAACUGCUGUUCUCGGGAGAAUCGAGAGUACGGACACGUAUCAAGAUUUUUGUCUGGUGAGCUUGGACAUCCUGGCAGACGUCAGCGACUGGCACAAACACUCUCAGUUUGAUUUAUUCAUUAAUGAGCUGGAGUUUUUGAUGGAUCGCAUGGAACUCUUUCAAGCAUCAACACUCGAGGAUGUGUUGAAUACGUUACUGAACUCACACAAUAUUGUUUGUGGAGUCAGAGCAAGCCUAGAACUGAAUGUCCUGAAAAUCGAAUCCGGAAUUGCCAGAAGAAAGCGCGAGCAAGCCAAUCAAAAAGGUCCCCAAGGUACUUCUGACCAUGUUUUGACUCAAAAAUUUCAUGAUACAGCGCCAGUGGCCGCACAAGAAAUAUUUCUUGUGCCUGAAGGAAAUGCACUCAGUUCUUCGGAAGCAUAUCUGUAUCAAGAAUAUGUGAGCUGUCUCUCGUUGACUGAGUAA
Molecule: messenger RNA, 3318 nt
Organism: Metschnikowia bicuspidata var. bicuspidata NRRL YB-4993
Lineage: Eukaryota; Fungi; Ascomycota; Pichiomycetes; Serinales; Metschnikowiaceae
Exons: 1
Coding region: 1-3318 (1105 amino acids)
Source: RefSeq, a predicted model, not a curated record